Molecule: messenger RNA, 8163 nt
Organism: Cyanistes caeruleus (blue tit)
Lineage: Eukaryota; Metazoa; Chordata; Aves; Passeriformes; Paridae
Gene: CNR1
Product: cannabinoid receptor 1
Biological process (GO): G protein-coupled receptor signaling pathway
Cellular component (GO): membrane
Molecular function (GO): cannabinoid receptor activity
Source: RefSeq, a predicted model, not a curated record
GGGGUGCGGGCGGCUGGUGGCGUUCUGGUUAACACGCGUCUAUUCUUCUGUGCGCGGAGCCGGUAGCCUCCCGUGCUCCCACAGGACCUUGUCUGACAUCCGAGGUUUUUCCUCUCGUCCUGACCCGCUGCUGAUUUACAGCGGGUGGCGUUCGGUCCGGCUUGCCCGUGCACUUUUCCUCUCAAAACUCUGUCUUUGAGGCUGUAAGCGAAAUAAAAGGCGGUUCGCAAUUUUGUGCGCAGUGAUGUUCCGUUAAAAAAUGUCACUUAGUCGUCCAGCAUCCUCAGAAUAUCCCGGCAGGGUUUGUUGGUUGGUUUGUUUUUGUCUGAAAUUUGGAAGCCCGGGGGGGAAAGAGCUGAAAAAGAGUGAGACUUUUAAACUUCACGCAGCGUUUGACAUGUGAAAUCUUCAUCUGUUGAGAAAUAAUUUUGUGUAACCAGAUGGGCUUAUUUCAAAUGGGCAUCUUUUUGUCUCAAAGACGUCUGCAAAUCUCCACUGAGAACACCCCUGGAUGAGGUUGUCUGCUGGAUGCUGGGGAGUGUCACAUAGGAGCCAUUGGCCCACAAAUUGGAGCAGUCCAGUCCUUAUCCUGCUAGUGUGCAAACGGAUUUCCUCCGAUGCGUUUUUUCAUCCCCCAAGUAUCUCUGAAACCAACAAGACUGGGGUUAUGAAGUCAAUUCUAGAUGGCCUCGCAGAUACAACUUUUCGAACAAUCACGACAGAUCUCCUUUACGUGGGCUCCAACGAUAUCCAGUACGAAGACAUGAAAGGCGACAUGGCAUCCAAGCUGGGGUACUACCCCCAGAAGUUCCCUCUUUCUUCCUUCAGGGGUGAUCCUUUCCAAGAAAAAAUGACUGGAGGAGAUGAUUCCCUGUUGAGCAUUAUUCCCUCAGAGCAGGUCAACAUCACAGAGUUUUACAACAAGUCCCUGUCCACUUUUAAGGAUAAUGAGGAGAAUAUACAGUGCGGGGAGAACUUUAUGGAUAUGGAGUGUUUCAUGAUCCUGAACCCCAGCCAGCAGCUGGCCAUCGCCGUGCUGUCACUCACCCUGGGCACCUUCACAGUCCUAGAGAACCUCCUCGUCCUGUGUGUCAUCCUCCACUCCCGAAGCCUCCGGUGUAGACCCUCCUACCAUUUCAUCGGCAGCCUGGCUGUGGCCGACCUCCUGGGCAGCGUGAUUUUUGUCUACAGUUUUGUGGAUUUCCAUGUUUUCCACCGGAAGGAUAGCCCCAACGUCUUCUUGUUCAAACUGGGUGGAGUUACAGCCUCCUUCACCGCCUCUGUAGGUAGCCUUUUCCUCACGGCAAUAGACCGGUACAUCUCUAUACACAGGCCGCUAGCGUACAAAAGGAUUGUUACCCGACCAAAGGCUGUCGUAGCAUUUUGUGUGAUGUGGACCAUCGCCAUCGUAAUAGCCGUUCUUCCUCUGCUCGGCUGGAACUGCAAAAAGCUCAAUUCUGUUUGUUCGGACAUAUUCCCCCUCAUCGAUGAGACGUACCUGAUGUUCUGGAUCGGGGUCACCAGCGUCCUCUUGUUGUUCAUUGUCUAUGCCUACAUGUACAUUCUGUGGAAGGCUCACAGCCACGCUGUUCGCAUGUUGCAGCGAGGCACGCAGAAAAGCAUAAUCAUUCAGUCGACAGAGGAUGGUAAGGUACAGAUCACUAGGCCCGAUCAAACUCGUAUGGACAUCAGGUUAGCCAAAACCUUGGUCCUUAUCCUAGUUGUUUUAAUCAUAUGCUGGGGCCCUCUCCUCGCCAUCAUGGUGUACGAUGUCUUUGGGAAAAUGAACAAGCUGAUCAAGACUAUCUUUGCCUUCUGUAGCAUGCUCUGUUUGCUGAAUUCAACAGUGAAUCCCAUCAUCUACGCUCUGAGGAGCAAGGACUUGCGACACGCCUUCCGCAGCAUGUUCCCCACCUGCGAAGGGACCGCGCAGCCCCUGGAUAACAGCAUGGAGUCUGACUGCCAGCACAAACACGCCAACAACGCGGGGAACGUGCACAGGGCUGCCGAGAGCUGCAUUAAGAGCACAGUUAAGAUUGCCAAAGUUACCAUGUCUGUCUCCACAGACACAACUGCUGAAGCGUUGUAAGUCAGAGACUUCUCAGCGUUGUGAGAAAAGAAAUUUAAGUUUAAAAAAAAAUAAAAAUUAAAAAAAAAAUCAACAACAGAGAAAACCAAACCCAUGGCUUAACGUGUUUGUACCCUCCUGUAAUAUUUUUUGGUUUGUCAUUGUAAGCUGAGCAAUGAUUGUGUUAAGAGCAUUACCGUCAGCCAGUUCUUCAGGUUUUACAAUUAGGGAUUCUAGCUAAAUUUUCACAAGUUUUUCUCAAAAGGUGUUUACUGAAUAAUAAUGUUUCCUGAAAGAGCACAGAGAAAAUACCAGAUUAGCAAUCAUUCCUUUGGGGGUGUGAAGAAUUGUGAAACCUAAUUGAAAAAUAACACAUCCUAAACCAAUACCAUCAGAUAAGAAAAAACGCCUUGUAAUCAUGCUGUUCAUUUCAAUGUGAAAUGUAUUUCAUGUCUGUAAGUAAUAGGAGUUUCUGAUCUUUUCCAAAAGCAGUGCUGAGUUUAGAGGUUUUGUAAAACGUGUCGUGUCCUGUGAAUUGUGUGCUGUUUUAUUAUGUGUUAUUGAUAUUUGUCUGAUUAAACAAAGUGAUAAGGUAGAAUUCCGUGGAAAUAACGUGAAAUGUGAUAUGUAAACCCCAUUGAAAACACUUACUGUAUUUGAAGAAUUCCUAUGAGAUAUUUUGGAAAUUUUACACUUUUAGUGGUCUUCUGUGGACUUAGAGGAGAGGCUUUGUGUUCUUCUACUAAAAUUAUUUCCCCACUACCUUUUACUUUCACAUGCAUAUGAGACUAACAGCAACAGAGGAAUAGAGGAGGAAUGUGAGAAAGCAAUGCACUGGUUCAGACUUUUAAAUACCACUGCGUUUAUACAGAAGGAUGUUUAUGGUUGCACAGACUACUGCCCUGCUCUUGGGCGUUGCGUGAAUACGAACACUGAAAAGCAAGGGUCCUGGAUUUUGGCUCCUUUAGUGGGCAUCUGGUUUUAAGCCAUGUGCUGGUUUUGGACCACUGAAGACAGCAUGUGUCAGACUCAAUGUGCGAUGUUAUCACUGUGCAGUCGACGUAUACUUGAAGUGUGUCACAUUCCUGUAUCCCAGGUCUAAGCAGAUUCAGAGCCUGAGAUGCCAAACUCUCGUCUUCGCUAAAAGAGGAGGAAAUAUUGUCAGACAUUUUCUUAUUUUGUGAGCGUGUAUAUAAAUAAAUAUCUCCGUGUGUGUAUGUGUGUGUGUGUGUGUGUGUGUAUGUGUGUGUGUGUAAGUAUACUAACCGGUGUGAGUCAUGGUAGCGUAGCUAAGAUAGGACACUAUGACCAAAUGUAACUGUAUUUCUUGUUGCACGCUUUGCACACGAAUUCUGUUUCUAAAAUUGAGUUCUUCCAAUUGAUUACUGGUGAAAGUACCGUAUUAAGAACAUCUCGAUCCACGCUGAGAUGUGUAUCCAUGUGCUAGAGGAAGCAACCUUUCAGUUGCACUUGAGAAUAAAGGGAAAUGAGAGGCAGAGAGCAUGGAAUGAGCCCACACUGACAUGCUGUGGCUGUUGAUGGUGUUCCUGAAGGCUGAGAAAGCCAGGAAUAAAUGGUAGUUUGUUUUAAGGCUGUGAGUAUUCAAAUCCAAUGGCUUGCAAUGAGGUGCAAGCUCUCUGAAACCACUGACAAGGUUUGACACUACCAGGAAGAAGUUACUGAAGGAAAAUAGUGACUGUUCCAUGGUGGGACAGUUUCUGCAGCCUGGGACUGUCACAAGGAACAUGCUACCAGAUAGUCUUUGAGGCAUGGAUAUUCUGUGAUUCUGUUCUGAGUCAUAAGGUCUGGGAUCCUCUUCUCUGCUGCCUUGCUUUUUCAGACCGUUCCCUCACCCUUCUGGCUGAUUUCUGCCAAAAUAGCUGAAAAUGCAGCUUUAUUCCUUUAGCUGCUUGGCACUUGCUGCAAUAGGGGUGACUUUCUCCAUGGCAUGGGGCGAGUAGAGCCAAAUCCAUACUGCCCUGCCCCUCAUCCUUGUGCUUAGGUAGGGAGAGAGAGGGGGUGACAGCCCUGGCUCUCUGGCUCCCUUAGUGCAGGCCAGAGCAGCCGGCUGAACGAGCACCCAGCCCCUUUCAGCCGUGGCUCUGUGCAAGUGGCUCCAAGUUUAGGCUUGAUGAGGGGUGGCAUGUUUUAAGAUAAGAUUGGAUCAGGUGAGGUGCUGAGCAACACCUGGAAGAGACGGGGGUACUUUCCUUCUCCACCCACCUCCCCUGCAGCUUACCUGUGUGAUGGGAGGGCACCACACUCUUGAGGGGCCCACUGCAGUCAGCCAAAACCAGUGGAUUGCAGAGAAUUGCCAGAGGAUGUCGUCCUCCUGAAAAGAUCUUACAUCUAGGUCUAGUCCAUCCUAAAGCAGACCUCUUGGCAGAGUGGGGGAAAGCCCAUUUGAAUUGUUAAGGGUAUUUUAAGAGCCAUUUUUGAAACUGUCUUCUUGUGAAUUAAAUGCAAACUUUGUGGAAUUUUGUUGUGCAUUCAAGUUCUAAAUUUUACGAUAAAUCAUGGGACAAUGGGGCUGUCUUGGCACUUAACUUGGUGCUUACUGAUAUAAUAAGAAAUAGCAUCCUGUGAAAUGUUAUCGUCUAUCAUCAGUAUCUUCAUUUGCAUAAUGAGUUUUUCUAAAGCUCUGGGAACUGCAUCGGUUCACUUAGAACCAUUUAUUAAAGAGUUGGCAACAAUUUCCUUACAUGUUGCACACUAAGUAGAGCUACUCUUUCAUUAGAAAAAUCUGCUGUCAUUCCAAGAUAAGCUGUACUUACAUUUCAGCUUUAGGUAUUCCUAAUUUGCAGUUGGCUACCUUCACUUAGUGAUAGCGCAGCCAAACGAUACUGUGUUCCACAGCCACCACACACCAUCAUCAUCACCACCAUCAUCAUCAUCGCUAGUUGCAGUUAAGUGUGUAUGUACCAACUCCAAGUGUCACGUAUCUACCGAGAAGACCAUCUGUGUCACACGUGUGCAGAGUUAGAUUCUCGACAGUCUAAUUGUAUAUUUGUAUGAUAUAAUCUCCUCAGUGCUGUGCAAUCACUACCCACAUCUUGCACUGGCCUUUGGAUGACAAUUUUAGUGUGUCUAUUGUGAGAUAGACAGCGCGUUCUACCUGCUGUUAUUUGGCUGAAUGUAUGUAAAUAAGUAAAAAAAAAAAAAAAAAAAAAAAAAAAAAAAAAAAAAAAAAAAGUCAUCUGUACAACCAGUGGCCUAAAAAGUCUGUAAUUGUGGACUAGGAAAAUUGUUGAAGUUGCUGUGACAUCUCAAAUACUACCUUUGAAUAAACUGUUUACAGGGUCUCUUGGGAUGCUGUUUCACAGUGAAAGGAAAAUUUUUCCUUGUGAUAAUAUGAGGUAAAAAAAUCGGAUUACCUGAGGUUUUUAUUUCCAGUGUUUCAAAGUGGAGAACAUAACUCUAUAUUGUCUGUAAAUCUAACAUUAUUACUUCCUCUUAGAAGAAUAUUGUAUCAUUAGAUGUUUGUUUGAGCUGGUAACAUUCUUGCAACUGUUGCAAUAUUUUUCAUUAGCGACCUGUAUAAUAGUUUGUACACAAGUACUGUUCAGAUUGUCAUGAAAAGUAGCUUUGACCAUUUACUUACCAGUAGCAGAAUAGUAUUUCUGUAAGAUUUCCAGUGUAUUCCUACCAUAUAAUAUUUUAUUUCUAUAAUGUAAUUAAACUGUUAUUUAUUCAAGGAGAAAAAGUAUUCCUCUGCUUUUUUGUUUUCCAAAUUUUGAGAUAACUGAGGAAGCCAUGUGAUGAUGCUGCCUCAUCCCACGAUCUGGUGCUCUACGUUUUGUUUAUAAGUUUGUCUGUCAGAUUCUGAAACAACUGCUUAAACAACUUGACAACAGGUUGUCAAGCUUUGUGGGUUUUAAUUGUACGUUGAUAUGCUUGAAGGAGGAGGUAGAUCAUGUAUUUUAUAUUUGUGUAUCCAGUACUAUGGAGACAAGAGAAACGACAGUUAAAACUGCAUCUCCUUCAUUAUGUAGGCAAUGUAGGCAAUUUCCCCUUUCCUCCCCUUUAUUAGCCAAAUGCAAUAAAUUCCUUUUGCCUUCCUCAGAUGCACGUUAGCUCGAAGAUGUGACAUUAAGACAAACUCAUGUAGUUGAGAAAAACAAAACACAAAAGAACAGAAGAGUGGAAUACAAAUUAAAACAGUGCGGCCAGCAGCAGUGACAACCUAAAUUAGUUAUAGGGGGUUGUAAAUGUAAUCAGGGAUGUGAGACAAACAAAGAGUUAGUCUAGUUUUGGCCAGUGCCAGUUGGGACAGAGUUGAUGGGUGUAGGGAGUGGAUGAUGAAGUGGUCCAGGAGGGAUUCAUCGAAGCUGUGCAGAGAGAGCAGGCUCAGCCGUGCCACUGCCUAUGAAUCACAUUAAAGUGCUCCCACUGCUGCUCAUCCACAUAUGGAAGGAAGGGUAGAAAAAGCCCACUAAAUGCUGUAGAAAGGUCCCUGCCUAUUUCAGAGGAUCAGUUUUCCAUAUGACUUAAUCUCAGAUUCAUGUUACUUGGGCAAUUUUCCUUCUUCACAUCUGUGGUUUGAAAACAUCCUUAGGGGAUAAAGUGAGCAUGUCACAGAAUCAUGGAAUUAGGUUGGAAAAGACCUCUAGGAUCAUCAAGUCCAAACAUGAACCUCACACUGCCAAGGCUUGGGAUCAUGGUUGUGUCACAAUAUUUUUACUUUUAAAAAUUGGGUCACUGGUGAAUUGGGAAAGUCUUGGCAAAGCAAAAGCAACUAGAAAUAAAAGAUUAGCUCUUACUGUAAUCUUUAGCUGCAUACUACAUUUAAAUGAAAUCUGAAUACUACUGCUAAAAGCUGUUACUUUCAAAGCAGCCAGGAGACAAUUCCCUCUGUAUUUCCAUGGUCAUUGGAAAACAAGGGUUAUGCUGCCACAAACCAACAGAUCCUCUUGACAGUAACAUCUCACUGUAUUUUUAAGUCUGUUCUGAACAGCACAAGAGGAAAUAAUGACAGCUUUCCAAGCAACUGCUUUCCCACACUAGCUUAGGAAACAUGCAGGCAAAAAGUGCCAUCAUAGUUUCAGCCAUUAGCAUCUCUUAUUGUCUCUGCUUUGCUGACAGCUGUUUUAAGAAGUCACAAUAUCAUCAUGCACACACAUCACCAAUAAAACAUCUUCAGUUUGUUUGGUUUAUUGGGUUAGGGUUUUUUAGUGCUUUGUCUUCAAUGAAAAUCCAGAUUUGGCUUGUAAAAUUAAAUCAUCACAUUGGGGAACAGUUUAUAAUAGAAGAGCAAAAAUAUUUUUUUCUGUGUUUAAGAAAGUAUAGGGUGGGGAGUAUAUCUAACUGUUUAGAAUAUAUGUCUUCCUCCAUUCUGGUUUUUUUCCAUUGGUCUUUUUAGGUAAUCAGUAUAAAGAAUUUUCUUUAAAUAGCAGCACAAAAUAUGAAGCAAAAUUGCCUUUUACAGAACUCCUUUAAGAUGAGCAGCCAUCUAAUACUGAUCUUUGAAGUUCAGUUAGGAGGAAAAGUGAUAAUAAACCCAAGGUAAUCUUAAUGAUGAGGUAUGACAUGUCCUGGUAUUGCUUUCCAAUAAAUCAUCUUUUGUAUUUAGAGCAGCAGUCACUUUAAUGCUAAAGCAUUUUAAGGUAUUGAAUCCUGUCUCCAUAAAGUCCCUCAGAAUUUUUAUUGACUUCAGCAGAAAUUGUAUCUUACCCCAGGUUUUUGGGCUAUCAGUGUGCAUUUGGAAAGUGCAAUUUUAUUCUCCAGUGUAUUUGCAUUUUCACUGACAUUAAAACAAAGAUGGGACAGAAUAGAUAACAGCCUCUAUGUUCAUUGGGGUUUUUUACCUCCAAGAAAAUCUAUUUUGAAUUUUGGUGGGUUAAUGCAGAAUCGUAAAGUCUGUCAGGAGUUCAAUGGACUUGUCAUGUGAGUGAAGGAAUUUAUUUACCCAUAUGUGUGCAGAUUGGGUGGAGAACAUCAUGAACAAAGCUGCUCUCAGUAAAGCUGACAGAGUUGCUGCCUGGCUGCAUGUGCUGGUACUGUUUUGAUGCUGCUUUCUUUCCUUCUCACAUAUGUGUAUGCAUGGUGAAAACACUCAUUGAAUAUCUUUCCCCAAAAUAAAGUAGUAUCUCUACCUA